CAAGUGUAGUUUGUAUAUUGUUUUUAUUUAAAAAUGGACGCUUCAUUGGGAUGGGACAAGAGUUUGCGUCUAAUGUGUUUACCGACUUCGUAUAAUGAGUAUGAUAUAUUUAUUUAGCAAUUAUAGCCUAUUAUCUAAUAUUUAUUCAUUUGUUACUGUAAAAGUAAAAAAUGUUUCAAGAAUCAGCAACUGAAGUAGAGGCAAAAGUGUUUCAGCACAAAUUCGUUGAUCAAAAUACAAUAUUACACGAAUAUGAAUCAAUUAUUACUUCGUUAAAAGAAGAAUUAGGUAAUUGUAAGUUGGAACAAAAUAAGCUUCGUUCGCUAAUCGAAAGUCUUCAGAAAGAAAAUAAAAAUGCUAAUGAUAAUAUUAAUCGGUCUUUGGCGGAGUGCAAUCAUGAAAAAUGUGAUAGUGUUAUUUAUGAUCAUGAAGCUAUAACGAAUCUUGAGAAAAGAAUUACAAUUUUACAAAUGGAAAAAGAUUCUGUUUUUCAACUUUGGCAAAUGUCUUUACAAACUAUCGAUGCUAUGGAGAAUGAACUUAAAACUAUUUACAAAAAAGACACAAGUGCCACAGAGAAUCCACAAUUUUAUCAAGAACAAAUAAAUAAUAUUAAAGAAACGUACUCAGAAGCAAUAAUUACACUUGAAUCAAAACUUGUAGCAGCUAAAGAAAAUUUUUUUACCCAACAAACGGUAUGCGAAAAGAGUAAAUACAGAAUCGAGCAAUUAAUUCAAGAAAAAAAUGAUAUAAUUCAACAAUUAAGUAUUUAUCAGCAACAAUCAAUGGAAAAAGAAUCGAACCUUAAAGAAACGAUAGAUUCAUUGAAAGGAAAUCUAGGUGAAGCUAAGUAUGAUUUGAAACAAAUCAAGCAAAUAAAAAUAGAUUUAGAAAAGAGGUUAAAACAAGCCGAAAAAUAUGCAAUUGUUAUGGCUUCAAAAGAUCAUGAAGCUAAAACUAAAGUGUCGGAAGCUGUUGAUUUAAUAGAAUCUGCAGUCAAAGAAAAAGAAGCUAUUUUGAGAAGGGAAGCAAGAGUAAUUGAAGAAAAAAUGAAACUUGAAUUACACCUAUCCAAAUUAUCCGAAGAAUAUAAAGCUCAUUUGGAAGCAGAGAUGCUUAAAGUGAAAGAAACUUAUAAUAAAAAUAUUAAAAAAUAUUUAUUAGAAAUAAAGGAAUUGAAGUCAGAAUUAAGAGAGCAGGGUACAUUACUGGAUAGAUCACAAAGAGACUAUAGGCUAGUUGAGGAAGAAUUAGAAAAAUUUAGACAAGGCUCGGAUAAUUUAUUCUCUAAAUCAAAUAUGAAAAUUUCCAAUGGUGAACAAAAUUUACAAAGAAACGAAUGUACAUUACAGACAAAUGAAGAUAAUUGUAAAAAAGCUAUUUAUGAUGAAAGAAUUCAAUUUUUAGAACAGAAGAUUGGUAAUUUACAAGAGAAGCUGUCUAAUACCAGUGAAAGAUUGAGAUUCUUUCAAUUUCAGAACUUAAAUGGUUCGGAAGAUCAUACGAGAGAAGGAAAUGAUCACACAAGAGAAAUUAUGGAAAAAUGUUCAAAUUUUGAAAGGCAGUUAUCUCGAGCACUUAUUGACAAAGAGUAUUUAAGCAAUAAUUUACAUGCAUUAGAAAUGUCGUUUGAGAAAGAAAUACAAAGAAGAAAUCAUGAAAAAAUUUUACUCGAAAGUAAAGUUCAUGAUUUACAGGAGAAAAUUACAAAUACAGAAAGAUCUAUUCAUUUAACAAAAACAUUAUCUGAUUGUACAUUGGAUAAACGAAAUAACGAACAACGAACGUUGAUAAACCUCAAAUCAAUUGCAAGUAUGGCACUGCAAGAGAAAUUCGAUAAGAAAACGAGGGAAUUAACUCAUCACGUUGAAACUCAUCAAAAAUUGAGCAACAAAUGGAAAGAAGAAGCUAAUUCACUUACGUCAAAAUUUGAAAAACGUACCGAAGAAUUUAAAACCAAAAUUAGUAUUUUACAAAAACAAAAUGAUAAUCUGACUAGAGAAUUACUCUUUUAUCAACAACUUCUUGCUCGUUGUAAUACACAAUUUGUUGAAAAUUAUAAUAGAAAUAUGGAAAAUCGGUGACCUUUGCUCAAAAGUACACUUACACAGUUAAAACAGUAACAUAAUUUAUUUUUAAAAUACAUAAUUUUGUUACAUAAAAAAA
Messenger RNA from Ceratosolen solmsi marchali, 2166 nucleotides. RefSeq names its product intracellular protein transport protein USO1. Bases 171 to 2084 code for a protein of 637 amino acids. Gene Ontology annotation, cellular component: centriole. Gene Ontology annotation, biological process: clustering of voltage-gated sodium channels; cilium assembly. The transcript is spliced from 5 exons. The record is from RefSeq and is a predicted model, not a curated record. NCBI's taxonomy places the organism in Eukaryota, Metazoa, Arthropoda, Insecta, Hymenoptera, Agaonidae.